GGCGGGGUUUGGGCCGGAGGGUCCAUUCGACACGGAAUAGUUGUGGAACAGCUCUUGAUCCGAGUAGCACACAGAUUACUUCAGGGACUCAAAGUAUUGUAAAGUAAGUUAAUUUAGGCAGGUCCAAUGGCGACACAGUGUGUGACAAAGGUGGAGCUGACUGUCUCCUGUGAGAAUCUUCUGGACAAGGACAUUGGCUCCAAGUCUGACCCACUGUGUGUUCUUCUCAUGAACACUACUGGGUCACAGUGGUACGAGGUGGGCCGCACAGAGAAGGUACAGAAUUGCCUUGCGCCAAAGUUUGCCAAGAAGUUCAUCGUCGAUUACUACUUUGAAAUAGUGCAAAAGCUGAAGUUUGGAAUUUACGACAUCGACAAUAAAACUGUUGACCUAAGUGAUGAUGAUUUCCUGGGAGAGCUGGAGUGUACCUUGGGACAGGUGGUGUCUAGUAGAAAGCAUACUAGACCACUGGUGUUGAAGAACAACAGGCCUGCAGGAAGAGGAUCCAUUACAAUAAUUGCUGAAGAAAUAAAAGACAACAGAGUGGUGAAUUUUGAGGCUGAAGCAAGGAAACUGGACAACAAGGAUUUCUUUGGGAAGUCUGAUCCUUACCUGGAGUUCUACAAGCAGACAGAGACUGGAUGGCAGCUGGCUCACAGAACGGAGGUGGUGAAGAACAACCUGAACCCAACAUGGAAACCCUUCAGGAUCCCCCUGCAGUCUCUGUGUGGAGGAGACAUGGACAAACAUAUAAAGGUGGAGUGCUACGACUAUGACAAUGAUGGAUCUCAUGACCUCAUUGGAAUCUUUGAGACCACCAUGACACGUCUGCAAGAGGCAUCGCGCUCCUCACCGGCUGAGUUUGAGUGUAUCAACAGUAAAAAGCAACAGAAGAAGAAGGGAUACAAAAACUCUGGUGUGGUGAGUGUGAAGCUGUGUCAGGUGGUGAAGGAGUAUACCUUCCUGGACUACAUCAUGGGAGGUUGCCAGAUCAACUUCACUGUGGGUAUUGACUUCACAGGGUCAAACGGUGACCCCAAGUCUCCCCAGUCUCUCCACUACAUCAGUCCACAAGGGGUCAAUGAAUACCUGUCUGCCAUCUGGUCCGUUGGCAUGGUGAUCCAAGACUACGACAGUGACAAAAUGUUCCCUGCCUUUGGCUUUGGAGCACAGAUCCCACCUACCUGGCAGGUUUCUCAUGAGUUCCCUCUCAAUUUCAACCCUGCAAAUCCAUUCUGUGCAGGUAUCGAGGGUGUAGUGGAGGCCUACAGAGUGUGUCUUCCCCAGGUGAAGCUCUACGGUCCCACUAACUUCUCUCCCAUCAUCAACAAUGUAGCCCGCUCCGCUAUGCAGGCUACCCAGCAGAAAACUGCCUCUCAAUACUUUGUCCUCCUGAUCAUAACGGACGGCGUGAUCACGGAUCUGGACCAGACACGCUCCGCCAUCGUUAACGCCUCCCGUCUGCCCAUGUCCAUUAUCAUCAUCGGUGUGGGAGGGGCCGACUUCACCGCCAUGGAGUUCCUGGACGGUGACGACGGGCGGCUCAGAGCGCCAACGGGAGAGACUGCUGCACGGGACAUCGUCCAGUUCGUCCCCUUCAGACAGUUCCAGAACUCUCCUAAAGAAGCUCUGGCCCAGUCUGUGUUGGCUGAAGUCCCUGGUCAGGUGGUCACCUACUUCAACAUGAACAAGCUGAGUCCUCCCAACACUGACACGCCCCCUGCCCCCGUCCCUACACCGCCAGCUACCGCAGACAUGCCCACCCUCACCUCCUAGUGCCCAGGAGAGGAACCAACCCCAGUACCCAGCACCAACCCAUCCCCACCUGACCGAAGACAAAGUACACUGUCAGGAUGAGUAGACAGUCGCUCAUCUCAGUAGCUACCAUAAGCACACUCUGCUAUUUAUCAUUGUGUCAAAGGGAUCAUGACAGGUAUACAAAGCUCUAGCCAUUACUAACUAGCAUGUGUCAGGUUGAAUUGAGCAGGAUGGAAGUUUUGUAGGAGGAAAUUCUACAAAACACUGCAUGUGUACUUACAGCAACCAACAACACAUUGGUUCAGUCUGGCUUGUUCCCAAUCUCCGUCAGCAGGCCAGUCCCAGAAGCAUGUGUACAUAUACCCAUAUGCACAGUGUCUAGUGAAAGUCUACACAUCCCUUGCACAGAUGUCACAUUUUGCUGCCUUACAAUUUAAUCUCUUUUUAGAUUUAGAUUUAUUUCUUCCUACGAUAUGUAUUGCGAUUUGAAGUUCCAAACAUAUUGCUCACUAUAUGUCUGCUGAACGCAUGAUACAUUUUUUGU
Molecule: messenger RNA, 2302 nt
Organism: Salvelinus sp. IW2-2015
Lineage: Eukaryota; Metazoa; Chordata; Actinopteri; Salmoniformes; Salmonidae
Gene: cpne3
Product: copine III
Biological process (GO): cellular response to calcium ion; ERBB2 signaling pathway
Cellular component (GO): plasma membrane
Molecular function (GO): receptor tyrosine kinase binding; calcium-dependent phospholipid binding
Source: RefSeq, a predicted model, not a curated record